Molecule: messenger RNA, 786 nt
Organism: Saccharomycopsis crataegensis
Lineage: Eukaryota; Fungi; Ascomycota; Saccharomycetes; Ascoideales; Saccharomycopsidaceae
Exons: 1
Coding region: 1-786 (261 amino acids)
Biological process (GO): SREBP signaling pathway
Cellular component (GO): endoplasmic reticulum; Dsc E3 ubiquitin ligase complex
Source: RefSeq, a predicted model, not a curated record
AUGAAUGAUCAGUCACCGAGAGAACCGUUACUACCAGGCUCAUUCCCAGGUAAUAAUCAUGUAACCCCAACCACGGCACCUAGAGAAUUCAUGUUAAAAACAUUCGAACGAAGGUUCAUUCACAAGCUGUUAGUCAACAGGAAGAAAUAUUUUCAUACCCAUCUCAAUUCUAAUCUCGGAACACUUUUAAUUGCGUUUGCGAUCCUUGAAUUCCUCAAAGACUUGUCACUUUCCAAGUUGCUUUUCCGACUGUUUGUACAAUGCACUGUAAAAAAGAUGAUGGACCCCGAAGUGGUGAUGAUUGCCAACACUGAGCCCCUAAAAAAAUUUUCAACAUUGCUACUAUUACUAUGCAAUGUAUAUUGCCUAGCGUAUUCCUUGGUAUGUGAUUUGCCAAACCAUGGUCUGGGAGGGUUCUUGAUUGGGGAGUGGACAUUGCAAGUUAUUGGUGAAAGACCCCCCGGUCAUAAAUGGGUGUUGGUAGUGUACGAUAUGAUAAUAUUCAAUCUUCAAGCCGUUGCUUUUGCCUCGGCCCAUGAUUUUAAAAAGAAGUACCCCGUUACGAAUGUACCUGCGGAUGGAUCAGUUAAUGGUGUCACCCAUGCUGGUAAUGAUAGGGAAAAUGCCAAUGAAGCUUCCGUAAAUAACGAUUAUCUGUCCACAGAAGAAACGGAAUUACUACAACGACAACAAGAAGAUUGUGAGUAUGAUGGCAUUCAAGGGAAUGUUAUUGUAGCUUCAAUUUCUCUCAAAAGUCUUUUUUCCGAAUUCAGCAGCACAAUAUAG